Messenger RNA from Labrus mixtus (cuckoo wrasse), 4035 nucleotides. RefSeq names its product lysophosphatidylglycerol acyltransferase 1 (gene lpgat1). The transcript is spliced from 8 exons. The record is from RefSeq and is a predicted model, not a curated record. Gene Ontology annotation, molecular function: acyltransferase activity. NCBI's taxonomy places the organism in Eukaryota, Metazoa, Chordata, Actinopteri, Labriformes, Labridae. Gene Ontology annotation, cellular component: endomembrane system. The coding region runs from base 201 to 1319 and encodes 372 amino acids.
CCCCCACCCCCCACCCCCCCACCCCCUUGUCCCAUAGAUUUCUGAUAGAGACCAGUCAUGUUAACUAGCAGAAAAUGCUAACUUAACCCAUUAAAGGUUAGCUACACGUGACACAAUUCAUCUCGCUCCCAACAAUUAUCUUCAUCUCUGACCGUCCUUUGAUGCUUCAGCGACAAUAACUGGGACGGGUGUGUUUCAGGAUGGCACAGCUCUUGGACGGGUCCGGCAAACUGGGCUGGGUCCUGCUCCGGUCUGUGAUCCGCUUUGUGUUCAUGUUCCUCAACAACUGUGUAGCCAUCCCGUCCUACUGCCUGUAUCUGAUACUCCUGCAGCCGCUGAGAAUAUGGGACAGCUCCACUUUCUGGCACGUUGAAGGAGUCAUGUUCAAGUGGUUGCUGGCCAUGGUGUCUUCAUGGGGUUGGAUUGCAGGUUACACAGUAACAGAAUGGGGUGACGACGUGAGGCCCAUCUCCGAAGAAGAAGCCAUGGUCAUUGUCAACCACCAAUCCACAGGAGACGUGUGCACCCUCAUGAUGUGCUUUCAAGACAAGGGCACGGUGGUAGAAAAAAUGAUGUGGCUGAUGGACCAUGUGUUCAAAUACACCAACUUUGGCCUAGUGUCCCUGAUCCACGGGGACUUCUUCAUCAGACAGGGUAAAGCUCACCGAGACAAGCAGCUGGUCUACCUAAAAGAUCACCUAGACAAAUACUACCACAGUCGCGACAGGAAGUGGAUAGUGCUGUUCCCUGAGGGAGGCUUCCUGCGCAAGCGGCGGGAAACUAGUCAGUUGUUCGCCAAGAAAAACUCUCUCCCCCACCUGAACCACGUCACGUUGCCGCGCCUCGGGGCCACCAAUGUUAUCCUGAAAACCCUGUCGGCCCAGCAGGAAAACGGCAGCGUGGGCAGCGAGACCGGGACCACUAACCAAACAGGUAAUAAACGUAAAGGCCUGCAGUGGGUAAUAGAUGUGACCAUAGCAUACCCAAAGGCAAGACCCAUGGACAUCCAGACCUGGAUCUUUGGCUACAGGCCCCCCACAGUCACACAUGUACAUUACAGGAUGUACCCGAUAAAAGAGGUUCCUGUGGCGCCCGAGGCACUGACUGACUGGCUGUACCACAGGUUCGUGGAGAAGGAGGAGCUGCUGACCCACUUCUACGACACAGGAUCAUUCCCGCCAGAAGACGGACAGAAGGAGGCAGUCCCCCGGCCGAUGCUCCUGGACCCCGUGUGGCUGUGCGUCAUCCAGUCGUUUGCGUUCGCCUCGGGCUUCGUGUGGUACAGCGUCCUCCAGUACCUCUACUGCUGUAUAUUUUGAGUGCGCAGAUGAGGCGAGAGUCUUUAUCAGACCGCUGGGAAAAGCCUCAGGAUCAGUUGGUGUGUGGCUCGGCGUCCUACUCGCCCCUAACGAUGGAUGAAUGUACAUUUACAACAGAGGAGAGACUUUACUGUAACAGGAAACACAAACACACAGAUAACAAAUACCCGUACCAUACCAGACUGGUCACAGGCAUAGCUGAAAUUGCACACACGGCCCUAACACGACACACUCGCUCCAAUAAUCUCUCGCACUCGUCACGACUCACAUUUCGAUGUUUACACGUCCUCAUACACGUAGACGCUCACACGAACAUAACUUUUUAUUCAAAGUCAAAACGAAAACGAGGCUCAGGACUUCUCCACAAGACGCUCUGACUGAACUGUCUCUCUCGUCCCUCUCCCAGGCUUACGCCGCAGUAGUUUUACAGAGUAUAAAGUACGUAUGAAAGCGUGUGUGUGAGUGGUGACUAGAAGCAUAAUGUCUGCCCUUAUUCUUCUUCCUGGUAAGAGUUGAUGAAGCCCUCUGGACCUCUCUCUCAGCCCGCUGACGAGCCGGCUGACCACAACUUUCCAGAGCAAGCCGCUGUAUGAACAUUGAGGCUGCGCAUCCGGCCGCUCCUCUGGCCUUCAUUGCACUAAGGAUCCAUACUGCCCUAACCGCUCCCUAUCCCAGAAAAUACUCCCACGUGUGGUAGCUGUCAAUGUUUUAAUUUAUUUUUGUUUUCUUCCCUUAAUCCGCAUAUCUCCACAAAAAACAGCCAUUGUAUUUUUUUUUGUCUAUUUGUUAUUUUUGUUUUUGUUUUUCUUCUUCCCGUUCCUGCCUGUCUGUCAAGGCAGUAUUCUGAGCUCACUGAGAAAAAGGGGGAUCAUGUUUACACUGGCGGGCCUGCUGAAAGCCUAAAAGGGAUUGGUGGCUAUGAUGCAGAGCGCGGUUAGGGUCGUUUCUGAGUUGGACGUUAAAGGGAGGAAGAGGAGGCCGUGCUGUAGUGCUAAAAAAAAAAAAAAAAAAAAAAGGAGUUGCACGCAGGGCAAGAUUUGCAGUCUGAUCACCUAAAAAAAAAAAAAAAAAAAAAGAAGGAAACUCCUCAUGGAUUCCCUCAUUUUCACCCUCUGCUCUCCAACAUGCAUACACACACACUGACACAAACAAUGUGCACACACAGCCAUGUGCAGCUACACACAGCAGAGUGGACGUCUGUGUGGCAAAGGAUCAUCUCAGCGAGCCAGUCUGAGAAGGCAGAGACUCUUACUCCCACAUUGACUAUAUAGUUUUACAAAUAUUUAAGCCAUAUGCUUAGUGUUGUCGGGGUGGGGAAAAGAAAUGAAGAAAAAAAAAGGUUUUUAUAGAAAGCUACCCUAAGUUCAGCAUUCUAAAAAUAGAGAUUUUGGCUUACAGGACUAUAGGUGUCAUUACUGUAAAUUUACAGCAUAACCUGCCUAAGUGAGUGUGUGUGGUUGUCUUCCCCCCCUCCCCCAUUUUUGAUAUAAACGAUUCACGUGGUGUUGCUCUGUGACGUCAGAGUGCGGCGGCAGUAUUACCACGAGCAGUCAACUUUGAUUUCAUUUUAAAAACUACAUGAACUGUUGUCUUCAUGUCAUGGUAUGUUUAAAUCUUGUACAUAACAAACUGAGGAAGAGUUUUCAUUGUUGGACAUGACUGCAGCGUUUUUCUCUAUUAUUUUAUUUUAUUUUAUUUUAUUUUGGUCUGUGAUAAUUCUGGAGAAUUUUUAAGUUGAAAAUAUCAUGAAUGUUUUUUUUUUUUGUUGUUGUUUUUUUUAAAGAUGAAGACGACGAAAGCAAGGCUUUUCCCCUUCACUUCUCAGUGUUAUCCUGUGUUAUUAAUUUAUUUUAUCUUUUGUUUCAUUGUUGAGUUUCUGAGCAGGACGUCGUUCCGUGUGGACACAUGGGCUCAGUUUAAAAUUUUGACAUUUUAAGAUGAUCAGGAUCUAGUGGGAAACCUCGACUAUCAAGCCUUACCUGAUGUCAUGGUGGACCACAAUCCCCCCCCCCCCCCCAAAAAAAAAAUGCUGUGUCCUUGAACUCUGAUAGAAAACAUUUGGGGUCGUUGGUGGUGAUAAUGUUUGUAUGGCGUAAAACUUUUAGGAAGGGAUCACUCUUCACUUACGAGGGAAACUCUGGCAGGGCCCUAAAACAAUGCCGCUGUUCACUCUCGAAUGUACUCGUGUCGUGGUUUUCAAGUCAUUUAUUUGUAAUUUGCUUCGCCUGCUUGAAUUAGGAAAACGAUAGAGCAGAAGAAAUGAGCAUUGUCAUAAAACCAGUGAAUAAAAGGUGCAUUUGAGUAGUUUUUGUGAAACUGUGUGAAAUGCAAAAAAAAAAAAAAAAGGGCUACCUAACUGGGUAGGUUAAAAACUGUUCCAAUCAGGCUGUAAAUGUGAUUCAUCCUGCGGCCCUUUCAGAUUCCCCUCCAUCGUGAGAGUGACUUAAAAUAAAGCUCCCAUCUUUUUCUUUUUUUUCCUUUUUUUUUUUUUUAUCAUGUUUUAACUUAAUUUUUUCUGACCAUAUUUCCAAAGAAGGCAGGGAAAAAAUGUUUUCCUAGAUGUGGUUUUAGGAAAUAAACACAAUAGGGAUUUAAACAAAUUAUACUAGAACUGUCUGUAAUUUUCCAUUUUGUACUUCUCCUUUAAUUCCUAGCUACACAGCCAUUUUACAGCACAGAAGACUUGUGCUGGAAUAAAACAUCAUAAAGAUCCUAA